This is a messenger RNA of Endocarpon pusillum Z07020, 366 nucleotides long. RefSeq lists its product as uncharacterized. Bases 1 to 366 code for a protein of 121 amino acids. The record is from RefSeq and is a predicted model, not a curated record. Lineage: Eukaryota; Fungi; Ascomycota; Eurotiomycetes; Verrucariales; Verrucariaceae. The transcript has 2 exons.
AUGCCUUACGGUGCAUUGAGAUCCUCGCAUGCAAGGGCAAUCGAUUAUUCCUCACCAUCGGGUCCGGCUGUAUCAGCGUCUCCGCCUAGUGAUGUCCUCGUGAAAACUCCUGGUGCUGAUACUGCGUUUAGACCGGCAGCAGAUUCGCCAUCUGAUUCUAGGCUUUCGAAAGCUCUGAAAGUCAGGCAUGCGGUUGAGAGAGCUCGUCAUUUCGUCCAAGGCAGGCACCACGAGCUCGUAAAAUCAAUGAACAAGCUCGAACGAGUGAUCAUGACAACAUGGUUAUACCAAUAUUGGCAGUUCUCACCCAUAACGGCUAAGUAUUGGGGCAAGGGCCCGCGAAACUGGACUGCCGGAACUCCUUGA